Messenger RNA from Armigeres subalbatus, 1531 nucleotides. RefSeq names its product zinc finger protein 26-like. Lineage: Eukaryota; Metazoa; Arthropoda; Insecta; Diptera; Culicidae. Gene Ontology annotation, molecular function: zinc ion binding; DNA-binding transcription factor activity; RNA polymerase II cis-regulatory region sequence-specific DNA binding. The record is from RefSeq and is a predicted model, not a curated record. Gene Ontology annotation, cellular component: nucleus. Bases 108 to 1499 code for a protein of 463 amino acids. The transcript is spliced from 4 exons. Gene Ontology annotation, biological process: regulation of transcription by RNA polymerase II.
AAACAAAUCACUAUCAGAAGCGAUUUUGCAAAUAAGGUUAUUUGUAGUGGACUGAAAUUUUCAAUAAUUUGAAUAAGUUUCUAAAAUUCUUAACUGCAUCGGCGAUAAUGACAUCGGAAAGUGAACCAAAGUACCUUGCCAUCAAGUGUUUUACCUGUUUUCGCGUUUCAAAGCGUCGAAUACCGAUCUUUGUGGUAACGCGCCAACCGGGCCAGGACCCGAAGGCCGUUGUCCUUGAGCUUUUGGAAGAGCACUUCUGGUUCGCGCGUAGCGACUUUCGAGUGGACCACAUACUAUGUGAAGAUUGCUGGAAACAAUUGAGCGAGUUCAAUCGAUUCUAUUUGAAUGUGAAACGGAACCAUGCUACCCGCGGUGAGUUCUCACCAUGGAUAGACGACGAUGGAGUUUGUUUUACCUGCCUGGUUUCAACGGACGAUCAAACGUCGAUCUUAAUGGCUGCGACAGCAAACGAGUUGUCCUUGGAGACUGUCGUAUCUGAACUUUUGGUUCAACAUUUUGGUUUCAAGCUGAGCGAUUUCAGUCCCAAACAUGCGAUAUGUAGAGCUUGUUUGAACCACCUGGUCGAAUUUCAUUCUUUCUAUUUGGAUGUGAAGCAAAAUCAUGCUUCCCUGGAGGAGCCACCAAUUUUGGUCGAAGACGAUUCUCAGACGAGCGAAGAAGAAAAGGAUGAAGAAGAACAAUCCGAGGAGACGGAAGACCAGGAAAAAAACACCGAACAAGGGUCGACUACCGAUGAAUCUAGUGACUACGAUUCUGACGUAAUAGAACAAACCGAUCCGUUGGAGGAGUCGGAUACUUCGGCGGACGAACCGGAAUCGAUUGCGCCAGUGUCAUCGAUGGGGAAAAAAGAGGGAGAUGCUAUUAUCCAGGCUCACAUGCAUUUCUCGUGCACGAUUUGCAACGACAAAUGUGAUUCGUUUGUGGCUUUGAAAAGCCACAUGGUCGACAAACACGACGCGAAAGCUUGUGUACCCUGCUGUGGUAAAAAUUACCACCACAAAAGAGAUCUGUUGCUCCACGCGAUUGAUAUGAGAGACAGGCAAACGUUUCGCUGUGGCCGUUGUUAUCGGAAGUUUGAGACAAAAGAACGAAAAGAAAGACACAUGAAAGGACACGAGAACAAGGACAACAGGGCAUAUAAAUGCAAGAAAUGCGGAAAAACGUUCGCAUUCCGGGGUCCUUAUAAAGAUCAUUUGAAUGAGACGCAUGGCAAGGCAGAUAUUUUUGUCUGUAAAAUCUGCGACCAAACAUUCACCUCCAAUAGACGAUUGCAACGGCACACGAAAACGCACAAGGGGAAAACCAAAGAAUGGUACUGCAAACUCUGCGAAAAGACGUUCACAGAUUUGAGCAGCUAUUCGGCACAUAUGGGAAGCCAUACCGGUCCAACGGUAUGCGAAGUGUGUGGCGAAACGUGCGCCAAUGCCACUGCCCUCAGCCGUCACCAGUAUAAUAAACAUUCGCAAAGAGAAGUUUGACUUGAAGGAAAAUAAACAUCUCUCGAAUGAAA